AUGCUUUCUGCUAGCAAAAAAAAAUCCCCAGGCUUGGAACCUCAAGCUGAAAGGCAUGUUUUCGACAGCAGCUCAGGACCAAUCGUGAGCCAGGAGGCGUGUGAGGACCCCAAUGGAGACCGAAAGACGAAAUGCCAAUGGGACGAGGAGCAAUUGAAGUGCUUGCCGACGGCCCCGGCGACCAGCAAGUCGGAAGAUAUCUUCUCCCGCAUCCACGAAGUCAGCGAAGAUCUAAAGAACGAUGACACAAAUAUGUCGCUGCGUGACCUUGUUACAAACACGACAACGCCGGGGCUUCAUUGGCUCCAUCCCUGGCAUGCUGUGAACUAUGUCGGGAGCUGGUAUUCUGCGACGACAACCACCACCUCAGAAGUACAGGAGGUGAUGCAGCGAGAGUUGAACUUUGAACCCAAAAUGAAGAGCCUUCCGCAGUCGUCAGAGGAGUCAGAGGAUUUUAU
Messenger RNA from Symbiodinium sp. CCMP2456, 458 nucleotides. The record is from the annotation of a GenBank genome assembly. Lineage: Eukaryota; Dinophyceae; Suessiales; Symbiodiniaceae.